GGGCAGCGGGCCAAAACAAACAACACUUUAUUACAAAGAACACGGCCAAGCUUGACCGAGAGACAGAAGAGCUGCACCAUGACAGAGUUCCCCUGGAGGUGGGCAAAGUGAUUCAGCAGGGGCGGCAGAGCAAGGGCAUGACACAGAAGGACUUGGCCACAAAAAUCAAUGAAAAACCACAAGUCAUUGCUGACUACGAAUCAGGAAGAGCAAUCCCCAACAACCAGGUCAUGGGCAAGAUCGAAAGAGCCAUCGGCCUUAAACUGCGUGGGAAGGAUAUUGGAAAACCGCUGGAAACUGGCCCCAAAGGGAAAUGACAAUAAAGCCUCGAAAUCAGUUUGGUCAGACUGAUCUCGCCUGGUUGGUUCUCCUUAACCACUGGAGUCGCUCUUCGUCUUGCCAAGCUGAACAAGAGGGUUUCCGACUUGCUUCGGGGGGGAAAUCUGCCGAAUCUGUACCUGCUGUAAAAAGGCAACCUUUAAAGACGUGAUUUUCCUGAUUUUUGUUUUUCCUUCCUCCUUUCUAGAGAUUGAGGAACUAACCCCCCCAAAAUGCCGCAUCUGAUUUGCCAGAAAACCCGUGCGUCUCGGUGUUUAGAAGCAGCCGACGUUGAGGCGCUUGGGGUGCUCUGAAAUGCCGUCGUUUAAUCGGAACAAGCUGGGGGAUGGGCGGGCUGUAUCAUGUAUAAAUAACCUGGGGGUUGAUCAGUGUCUGCGUUUGAAAG
Messenger RNA from Eurypyga helias (sunbittern), 724 nucleotides. RefSeq names its product endothelial differentiation-related factor 1 (gene EDF1). Lineage: Eukaryota; Metazoa; Chordata; Aves; Eurypygiformes; Eurypygidae. The transcript is spliced from 3 exons. Gene Ontology annotation, molecular function: DNA binding. Gene Ontology annotation, cellular component: nucleus. The annotation marks the transcript as partial. The record is from RefSeq and is a predicted model, not a curated record.